This is a messenger RNA of Gracilinanus agilis (Agile Gracile Mouse Opossum), 4799 nucleotides long. It is a transcript of the gene FANCD2, whose product is annotated as FA complementation group D2. Bases 1 to 4329 code for a protein of 1442 amino acids. Lineage: Eukaryota; Metazoa; Chordata; Mammalia; Didelphimorphia; Didelphidae. The transcript has 44 exons. Gene Ontology annotation, biological process: interstrand cross-link repair; double-strand break repair involved in meiotic recombination; homologous chromosome pairing at meiosis. The record is from RefSeq and is a predicted model, not a curated record. Gene Ontology annotation, cellular component: nucleus; condensed chromosome. Gene Ontology annotation, molecular function: DNA polymerase binding.
AUGUUUGGGAAAAGAAGACUGUCAAGACCUGAAGACAGAAAGAGCCUGACAGAAGAUUGCUCUAAGACUAAGAAGAAUGAAAUGAGUAAAAAGCCAAGGAAAUUGCUCCCUCAGGAUGAAGUAGUAGAGAAUGAUAGUGCUUUUGUAAAGCUUCUCAAGACAGCUGGAGUUACUCUUAAAACUGGGGAAAGACAGAAUCAACUAGCUGUGGAUCAAGCAAUUUUCCAAAAGAAGCUCUCUCAGGCCUUGAGGAAACACCCAUCUUAUCCCAAAGCAGUGGAAGAAUUUAUUAGUGGCCUGGAGUUAUACAUAGAAGAUCGAGACUGUUUUCGGAAUUGCCUUUUGUCUUGUGAACGACUACAAGAAGAGGAGACAAGCCUGGCUACUCCUUACUAUAAGAGCCUCAUUAAACUAUUGCUGGGGAUUGACAAUUUACAGCCUCCCAUUAUCAGAAUCUUAUUUGAAAAGUUGCCAGAGUUUCUUUAUGAGAGUGUUAAUAAUGAUGGACUCAGUAUGCCUCGACUCAUUAUCAAUCAGUUGAAAUGGCUUGAUAGGAUUAUUGAUGGCAAGGACCUUACAACUAAGAUUAUGCAGUUGAUCAGUAUUGCACCAGUGACCUUGCAGCAUGACCUCAUAACCAGUUUGCCUGAGAUAAUUGGAGAUGCCCAACAUGGUGACGUAGCUGGAGAGCUGAGUGACCUUCUGAUGCAGAAUACACCGCUGACAGUCCCAAUCCUGGAUGUGCUUUCUAGCCUCCGUCUUGAUCCAAAACUUCUGUCUAAGGUACGUCACUUAGUAAUGGCUAAACUGUCAGCUGUGACACUGGAAAAUCUACCUGUGAUCGUCAAGUUCAUUCUUCAUGCAGUCACAGUCACAGAUGCAUUAGAGGUGAUUUCUGAGCUUCGGAAAAAGUUGGAUCUGGAUUACUGUAUUUUGCCCCCUCAGCUGCAAACAUCCCAAAGCAAAUUGAAAAAUAAAGGUCAAGUGAGUUCUGGAAAUCAAGAAAAUAGUAAUCAGGACUGUGUUUCUCUCCUCUUCGAUGUGAUAAAGUCAGCUGUUCGAUAUGAGAGAGCCAUUUCAGAAGCAUGGAUUAAGGCAAUUGAAAACAUUGAUUCUGUGUCUGAACACAAGGUUCUUGACCUGAUGAUGCUUCUGAUCAUCUAUAGUGUAAACACUCAGAACAAGAAGUGCAUUGAGAAGGUGCUGAGAAACAAAAUCCAGUUGGGAUGCAUCCCAGAGCAGCUGCUUCAGAGCACAUUCUGCAGUUACACAGCAGUUCUCAAAGAUGUCUUUCCAUCCAUUUUAUCACUGGCUCAGAGUUUGCUGCACUCCACAGACCACAGUGUGAUCUCUUUUGGCAGCCUUCUUUAUAAAUAUGCCUUUAUGUCAUUUGACACAUAUUAUCAACAGGAAGUAAUUGGUGCUUUAGUGACCCACGUCUGUAGCGGAAAUGAUGCCGAAGUCGAUAUUGCUCUAGAGGUGCUCUCAGAGCUGGUGGUUCUCAAUCUGUCUGCCAUGAGACUGUAUGCUGUCUUUGUGAAGGGCAUUCUGGAUUAUCUGGAUAAUUUGGCCCCUUCUCAGAUAAGAAAACUCUUCUAUAUCCUCAGUACACUGGCAUUUAGCAAGGGACACGAAGAUAGCAGCCACAUUCAGGAUGAUAUGUACCUGGUGAUACGAAAGCAGCUUUCCAGUACUGUAUUCAAAUACAAACUAAUUGGGAUUAUUGGUGCCAUCACCAUGGUGGGCAGUAUGGCAGCAGACAGUGAUGCUUCCGGUCUUACACCAGAUGGAGCAGAAUUGAGCAGUGAGCUCUGCAAACAGGUGACCUCUUUAUUACAGCUGGUGCACUCUUGCAGUGAACAGUCUCCCCAGGCCUCUGCACUGUAUUAUGAUGAAUUUGCCAAUCUUAUUGCAAAAGGAAAAUUGCCUCCAAAAACUCUGGAGUGGAUUGGACAGACCAUAUGUAAUGAUUUCCAAGAUGCAUUUGUGGUGGACCUCUCUGAUCUGCCAAAGUGUGAUUAUCCCUUCCCAGUAAAAGCCUUGUAUGGCCUGGAUGAAGAUGACAGCCAGGAUGGAAUCGCCAUCAAUCUUCUGCCACUUUUGCUACGUCAUGAUGAUCUUGGGAGAGAUAUAAGUGGAAUGACUUCUAAGGACACAGACCAAAAGUUGGUGUCUCCAGUGUGCCUGUCACCCUAUUUCCGGUUAUUGAGGCUUUCUGUGGAAAAACAACAUGGAGAUUUAGAGGAGAUUGAUGGUUUGUUGGAUUGCCCUUUAUACCUCGCUGACCUGGAUCUUGGAGAGAAAUUAGGAUCUCUGUCUGUACAGGAGCGUUCCUUUAGAUGUUCACUCUUGUUCCUUGUUAUUAACUGGUUCCGAGAGGUUGUGAAUGCCUUCUGCCAGCAAAAGUCAGCUGAGAUGAAGGGGAAGGUGCUUAUCCGGCUACGGCACAUCACAGAGUUACAGACCCUCCUGGAGAAGUAUUUGGCAGUAACUCCGGACUAUGUCCCUCUUCUUGCAAAUUUUGAUCUGGAGACUUUGGAUGGAGGUCCUCAUACCAGUGCUGCUGCUACAGUGAAAAACAAAAAAAAGGCAGAAAAGGGAAGAAAACGAAAAGCCAAUGGGAGCAAGUCUUCUUCCCCUGAGAGACUUUCGAAGGAAGAUGGAUCCGAAUGUGAACAUUCACAAUCUGAUGAUAAAAGUCAACCAGAAAAGGAAUUCACAGAGAAGGAAGAAGAGAAGACUUCUGUGUCGCUCCACAAUUAUACCACUUCCUUCCGAGAGCUAGAUCUUGAGGUGUUCUCAAUUCUACAUUGUGGACUUUUGACCAAGUCCCUGUUAGAUACUGAAAUGCACACUGAGGCCACUGAAGUUGUACAGUUAGGACCUCCUGAGUUACUCUUCCUACUGAAUGAUCUUUCCCAGAAACUGGAAAAUAUGCUUGUUCCCACUGCUACGAAGCGAAUCUCUUUCCUCAAGAGUAAGGGAAGUCGGAACAUUGGAUUCUCCCAUCUGCAUCAGCGAUCCGCUCCAGAAGUAGCUCGCUGCCUAGUAUUGCUUCUGACCCCACUCUGUAACCACCUGGAGAACAUGCACAACUACUUUCAGUGCUUGGCUACUGAAAACCAUGGUGUAGUGGAUGGGCCUGGAGUGAAAAUGCAGGAGCACCAGAUAAUGUCAUCUUGUUACCAAAGGCUGCUGCAGAUUCUUCUUGGCUUGUUUGCCUGGGGUGGAUUUUCUCAGGCUGAAAACCGAAACUUAAUGCAGGAAGCCCUGAAAGUCCUUGCCAACAGACUAAAACAGGGAGACCAAGAAGUACCUUUGGGAGAGUUACUCAGCCAGAGCUUCCACUACUUACAGAAUUUUCAUCACAGUGUUCCAAGUUUCCAGUGUGCCGUUUAUCUCAUUCGACUCCUUAUUGUCAUCUCGGAGAAAUCCUCAGCCUCUCAGAACAAAGAAAAACUAGCUUCCCUGGCAAGGCAGUUCCUCUGUCAGGUCUGGGUGCAGCCUAAUGGAGAGAGAGAGAAAGGCAGCAGCUUUAACGACCAACUGCACACUUUGCUCUGUAUUUACCUGGAACGAGCAGACAAUGUCCUCAAGCUUAUAGAAGAGAUCUCUGGCACUGGGGUCCCAGAACUAAUCCAGUCUUCCAAAGAUGCUUCUUCUUCCUCUUUCCCUACACUGACCAGGCAGACAUUUGUAGUUUUCUUCCGAGUGAUGAUGGCUGAGCUGGAGAAAUCAGUGAGGAACCUUCAGGCUGGUACUGCUGCAGACUUGCCUAAGGUACAUGAGGAGAAGCUUCUGAAUUGGAGCAUGGCUGUCCGAGAUUUUAAUAUCCUUAUCAACCUAGUCAAGGUGUUUGAUAGUCGGCCAGUCUUAAGUGUUUGUCUUAAGUAUGGACGUCUCUUUGUGGAAACCUUUCUGAAGCAGUGCAUGCCACUCCUGGACUUCAGUUUCAGAAAACAUCGGGAAGAUGUUUUGAGUUUGCUGAAAACCUUCCAGCUGAGCACCAGACAACUUCAUCACAUGUGUGGGCAUUCAAAGAUUCACCAAGAUAUGAGCCUUACCAACCAUGUGCCUUUGUUGAAGAAAACCCUGGAACUAUUUGUGUAUAGGGUGAAAGCCAUGUUGAUCCUCAACAAUUGCCAGGAAGCUUUCUGGCUGGGCAAUCUCAAAAACAGGGACCUGCAGGGUGAAGAGAUUCUAUCCCAGCAAUCUGAGGAAAGCUCAGUGGAUGAGAGCCAGGAAGUGAACUCUCAAAUCUCCAAGCAAGAAACUGAGGAGGAAAGUGCAGAUGAAACAAGUGUCGGUGGAAAUGAGAGUGACAGCUGAUUAGAAGUGGGAGAUGCUGCUCCCUCUCCUGAGAAGCCCCCCCCAUCUUCCCACCCCUCAUCUCUGCUCACACUUCCCGGCCUCCAGCCAGCAGCCAGUCUUGUUAAAAACAUCUAGAUGUCAAGAUGAGGAAUCUUUAUGGCGUCACCCCAGCAUGAGUUUUAGACUGUUUGCCAGCAUCAGACCUGCUGUUAUGGGAAGUGACAUUCUUUAAUUCCUGAUUCAUUUCCCUUUUCAUUUGUGGGAUCAUUGUGAAGACUAUGAUAGGAUUUCAGGUCUAAGGAGCUAGACUUAAACACAAGCACUUUACAUGGCUCUGAGUUAUACACUUCUCCCACCUCAUUUUUUGGAGAAAUUCCCUUCCCCUCAGUGGGCUUCCUACAUUUCCUUAAUUGUCUGGGGUAAUGGAUUCGAUGUUGUGGUCUUUGCCGAGGGAGGAAUGAAUGAGAUUGAUAUCAAGUUGUCUGGCA